AUGAAUCACGGUUUUGGAGAAGAUCAAUUUUUUUGGUCAUCUGGAAGCAGUUCAGAUGACUCAUCAGAUGAUGGUGGUGUUGAUGAAUACUACUGGGAGAAAACAAUUACAUCAGGCUACACUGCAUGCCGAAAUGUUCUUCAUUUUCCAAUGGAAGUUUGUAGGUUCUGUCGCUUUUUCUCUUCACAGAUAGAUUUGUGUGAUUAUGAUACAGGACUUAUACAUGAAUGCAUCAUCCUCAGUGCAACUCGUAAUAGUGAAGAGGCGUUGUAUAUAGGGGAGGGGUGGUACCAAUUUGCAAGGAUGAAAAGACUUAGGAGAGGUGAUCGGUUAGGUUUUACCAUUUCGCGGUUUCCGUAUAGGUUGUACGUGACAUUGUUGAAACGUUGA
This is a messenger RNA of Vicia villosa (hairy vetch), 390 nucleotides long. RefSeq lists its product as uncharacterized. The record is from RefSeq and is a predicted model, not a curated record. Lineage: Eukaryota; Viridiplantae; Streptophyta; Magnoliopsida; Fabales; Fabaceae. The coding region runs from base 1 to 390 and encodes 129 amino acids. The transcript has 3 exons.